AGCAUUGUUGUAGCGCUGAUGAUUUAAACAGAAGAGAGGAACAAAUUUUUAAUUUUGCAUUUCUUCUCUCUAGUAAUGCUUAAAAAAAAAAUUUUCUCUGGGUUAAGAGACAAAGUUAGUGGGAUUUACGGACUAGCUUACUGGUACAACUGCAAGAAACCAAUUUAGGUUAGGUUAGGCUAGGCUAGGCUGGGUGAGGAGCAGGGCAAAUGGAGUGAAGAUACUUGGGGUUAGAAAGUCCUUUCUCGGGAAGUGCAGUGUUGUUCCUGCUUAGUGCUACAUACGGUGACGUCAUGGGGUGGGGGAAGAGGAAAGAGGAGGGGUGAUCUCCUAUCGAACAGCUGGUGCAGCUGUAGGGAGAAAAAAGGAGAAAGAUCAGGAGCAGCAGCAGCAGCAGCAAUCUGACCCCUGCAACAGCUUUACCAUGAACACCUACCUCUUUGUGUAUGACUUAAUGCAAUUCUGUGGACAUUCCUGGAUAUUUACAAAUAUGAUCAUCAGGUUCAUGUCAUUUGGAAAAGGACUUGUAAUGCGCCUUUGCCAGCUGUUGUCUAUAUUGGAGAUCCUACACAUCCUCACCGGCAUUGAUAAAAGCCGUCUCUUCCCAAGGAUUUUGCAGAUCGCUGAGAGAAUAAUUAUUUUAUUUGUCGUGAUCAACAGUCAGGAAGAAGUUCAAGGGAAAUAUGUCGUGUGUGUUUUAUUUUUCCUUUGGAAUUUAUUAGAUGUGGUCAGGUACACUUACAACAUGUUAGCAAGGAUGGGAAUAUACUACCUACCACUGACAUGGCUCAACUUUUCACUGUGCAUCCCGCUCUAUCCCCUUUCAGUUCUGGCUAAAGCAUUUGCAAUUUGUGUUUCACUGCCGUAUUUUGAAUCCUUUGGCACAUACUCCAUCAAGCUACCAUUUCCAUUCGCCUUUUCAAUCUACUUCCCCUAUGUUCUGAAAAUGUACCUGCUAGUGCUCUUUAUAGGUAAGUAUCUCAUAUUCCAGAAAGCUGGGUCUCAACACAACGGGGUUGCCUACAACAACAAAAAAUCAAAUCAGUAUAGCUUCUUUCCCAAACUCUCUCUCUGCCACAUCUCCUGCAGACCACUACAGGGAAGCUUAUCACCAGCUGUCUUGAUUUCUGAUGUCUUUCAAAUACAAAUAAUUGAAUUUGCAAGAGACACUGUGUGUGAGAGGCAUAAAAAUACAAACCAAAAAUAUAGAAAUUGCUUCAAUGAUCCUGGCCUUACAACUACUUAACUGAAGUUUGCUUUUUUUUUUUUCCUUAAAAAAAAAUCAAUUCCCAUUUGACCAUACCAUCACUCUGUGCAACCCCUCCUCACUCAUUCCUCCUAGCUGGUAUGAGAAGUUUUAUCUAAAUUAAGACUUUUAUAGCUUGAUUAUCCAAAGGGGUGAAAAAAGACCCCACCCCCAAACCUGCAUGUAAAUAGACCCCUUCUUCUCAACAAAAUACUUUUGAAAAAUUUGAACUGAAUUUUCCUGCAUUACAGCCAAGUCUUCGUUCUGUCAUUGGCUUUAACACUAAUUUGAAGGAUCUCAUCUUUGUGAUGCAGUGUUCCUAAGUUCAUGGAAGGAACUGGGCAAAGUUGCCAUAUGAAGGCUCAUACUGUUCCUUCUAAAUGAACUGAAGACACUUUGGACUCUACUCCCUUGUUCUUACACCAUUUUGUGUUUUGAUUCAGGUAUGUGCUUUAUCAUCCAGAACCUCUUCUCCGAAAGGAAGGCACACCUAGGGACAGGCAACAUCAAAAAGAAAAGAAGCUAAGUUGAUAUUUUGUUUGGAAAUAAGAAAUAUAUACCCAGUGGGCUGCUGCAUAUCAUAGGUUAAAAAGAAAUUAGACAAAGAUUUUCAAUGCAAAACUUCUGUUUGCGUGUACAUUAUCUGUCUGUAUAGAAUUUUCAGAUAAGGCAGGUCUCUUUAAUGCACCUCAAAAAUAACGCAGCUCAAAAUAACUAGUUACUUUGAAAGUUUUGACUUCAAAUGGCAGUAGUUUUAAAAAUAAAUAUAUUUUUUCUAACAUAUAUUAGAGAACGCUGAAAAAAAUUGAAGUGUGCCUCCACUCACAAUCACACCAACAACCUUUAUUUUGGUGUUAAUUCUUGCCUCAUUAGCAACAGAUAUUCUGUAAUGACAAAAUCAAUUUAAUCUAUACGAUUAUUUUAUAUUAGGCCAACAUGUAUGUGCCUCAUAUAUAUAAACGCUAAAUUGGCCAGAACUGGAAUCUCUCAAGGAGCAGAAGCUGGAAACUUUGCAACCUAUGAGAGUCACAUGGUGAUAAGCCCCAGGCAUUCACAAAGGAUCCCUCACAUUCUUGUCCAACCUUCACUUCUCCAAACAAGAUUCCAGAAAAUGCAGCUAAACCACAAAGGCAAGUGAUCAGGUACUCAUCUAUGGUAUAUUCAAGGGAAUAUUUAAGGAUCAGAAGUAAAAACUUAUAAUCAUGCGACUGGCAGACAUCAAGAAUCUCUUUCCCCACAAUGAUUUUCUUCCAUGCUGAACAGCAGACAGAUAUGCAAAAGAAGUGUACAGUAGUCAGGCCAAAUAUAUACUGUUCUUUAAAGGGAAGUGAAUGACUAUCAAAAGCUAUGUGCAAAAUUCUAACCAUUUUACUGAAGUGCGUUGCUCCUCAUACUUCUGUAGACUGACUAUCUGUGAGAAUGCAAGUAGAACAUAGUCUCUUCAAAGGCUGGGAAUAAAGAAUACAGACAGUAACCCAGUGGACUGUACAAGCAAAAAUGGACAAAUAACUGCCUAGAGGCUGGCAGGGGCUCUUCUGAUAUUUCAUCCAUAUUGACUAUCGCCUACAUUUGAAUUCAAGCAGGUGGGGGAGAAAAGUGAGGCUAUUUUUUUGAGCUUGACUGAAAACUAAGGGGAGGGAGGAAAGAUAAUAGUUGGAGGAGGAAAGAUAAAAGUUGGAGGGAAGAUAAUAUUUAAAGGGAAAAUGAACACUAUCACAAUAUGAAGAGGCUUUUGCCUGUGUGACUUUCUAAACCAUGCAGCCUAAGAGGGUAUGUAAGGAAAGAGUGAAGCUGGCCUCAAUGAACUCAUUUGUU
Messenger RNA from Harpia harpyja (harpy eagle), 3061 nucleotides. RefSeq names its product 3-hydroxyacyl-CoA dehydratase 4 (gene HACD4). Gene Ontology annotation, cellular component: endoplasmic reticulum membrane. Bases 425 to 1246 code for a protein of 273 amino acids. Lineage: Eukaryota; Metazoa; Chordata; Aves; Accipitriformes; Accipitridae. The record is from RefSeq and is a predicted model, not a curated record. Gene Ontology annotation, biological process: fatty acid elongation; sphingolipid biosynthetic process; very long-chain fatty acid biosynthetic process. Gene Ontology annotation, molecular function: 3-hydroxyacyl-CoA dehydratase activity. The transcript has 6 exons.